This is a messenger RNA of Rangifer tarandus platyrhynchus (Svalbard reindeer), 738 nucleotides long. The record is from the annotation of a GenBank genome assembly. Lineage: Eukaryota; Metazoa; Chordata; Mammalia; Artiodactyla; Cervidae.
AUGACCUCUUGGGCCGUCCUGCUCAUCGCCUCAGUGCUCCUGGUUGCCCCAGGGCUGGCCUUUUCCGGUCUGACCCCUGAGCACCACGAUCAGGCGACGGCCCAUCUGUGUGAAGGAGACGAGUUGUGCCAGGGCCUGUCCCCGGAGGAUCCCCAGGGUGACCUGGUGCUCCAAAGAGAGGAGCUGGGCCUACUCUGUGAUAACUGUCGGAAGAUAAUACAACAUCUGGAGGAAAUGGUGGGAGAUCAGCCUAAUGAGAAAACCAUCAGAGAGGCGGCCUCCAAGGUGUGCAGCAAGAUGAAGAUGCUGAGAGGUGUGUGCAAGUCAAUUAUGAAGAAAUUUCUCCGUGUCAUCUCUCUGGACAUCUUAGAUGGAAAAAAGCCUCAGGCCAUCUGUUUUGACAUCAGGCUGUGCACAAGCAAGGCAGGGCCAGUCACCCCCUGUGUGGGCUCUUCCCAUCCUCCCCCGUCUCCGGCCCUGCUGGCCAUCCCCGGGCAGCACCCCUUCCUGCGUCUGUUCCAGACCAUCCAUCUGGUCUCCCUGAGGUACCUCCCCACUCCCUUCUCCCAGGCCUGUGGGAACCUUCAAGAAAAAUCCACAGCCUCCCCACCACCUGCCCCCCCAUCCCUGGUCCUCCCCGGCGCAGCUGUGAAUGAGAACAGAGCGCUCGCGGCUCGGGCGGCCCGGGCUGGGGAGGCGGCGGCGCUGACUGAUCUGGGGAACCGGGCUUCUGUGUAA